AUGGCCCAGCGAAGCCCAAUCUUCCCAACUCUUGGCCCUUCUGAAAGACGGGUUCGAAACAUACCGCUGCAUAGCCAGGCGUUGACAGCGGUCCCAUUGGCAUCUGCAAGCCUGGUGGAUCAGCUGGAAGACAGAAUCCUAAGCCAUGAGAAAACAACGGCAGCGCUUGUGGAACACGCUUUUCGUAUUAAGGAGGACAUUGUUUCCACUCUGCACAGAAUGCAGAACAAAGGGGGGGGUGACCGGUUGGCUAGGCAACUCUUGGAAGAACAUAUCCGAAACAUAACGGCGAUAGUGAGGCAGCUUAAUCGGGACAUUGAGAUGCUGCAGGAACAGAUUCGUGUCAGAGACAAUCUCAGCUAUGGAACAAAUUCCACACUGAAGAGUCUCGAAAUGCGGCAGCUUUCUGGCUUAGGAGAUCUUCGGGGAAGAGUUGCAAGGUGUGAUGCUGGGUUAGCCAGACUGUCUGCAGAGCACAAAAUUACGUAUGAAAGACUUCAGAGCUUAAGUAAAGACCAACACACCUCCAAGCUAAUCUUGGAAUCUAAAAUCAAAGAGGCAGAAAUACAGAUUUCUCAUCUUCUGAGCAGAGUGGAGCAAUCAAUAAUGCAACAAGAAGCAAAGCUGAAGAUUGCCUACAAAGAGAGCAACCAACAGCUCCACCUUCUGGAUAUGAAAUUAAAAAAUGCUAUUGAGGAACUCAGCAGCCAGAUUUUGUCUGCACGUAGCUGGUUGGAACAGGAACAUGAAAGGAUUGAAAAAGAGCUUGUGCAAAAAAUUGACCAACUCUCAUUGACUUUUAAGGAAAACACUGAAAUGAGUGAAAGAGCUAUAGAGAUGAAAUUCAACCAAAUGGCAGAGAAAAUUGACAAAAUAGAAGAAAUACAGAAGAUAACCAUGGAAGCACACGAAGCAAAACAGACUGAAGAAAAGAUAAAUAUUCGCAUUGGCAAACUUCAAAAUGAGAUAAAUGAAGAUAUAAAAGACAUGAAAGCUGAAGUUAAUGCUGGAUUUUCAGCUAUCUAUGAGAGCAUUGGGUCUCUACAGCAAGUUCUGGAAGCAAAAAUGAAGCUGGACAGAGAUGAACUACAGAAGCAGAUCCACCAAAUGAAGCAGGAGGCUCCGGCAUGGGGAGAGGCUGGGCCAUGACUGGAAGGUUUUGUCUAAGAGAUUAAUGUUUACUGGGCUAAAUAGGCAGACUAUAAUCUUGUUCCAGUCUGCAAUCCAAAUUAAAUGCAUGUACUAAGUGACAUGCUGGUGUUGCACAGGUCUGUAUGUUGGCUUGAAGCAGUAAAUGCAAGCUCUUCACAGAGCAACUGACAACAAGCUUUUAUGGGCUGAGGUGCUGAUUUGCCACUGCACUACUCUGGUUGCUCUCAGGAUAUUAAGCACCAUGUAAAACUGGAGUAAUACACUG
Messenger RNA from Mesitornis unicolor (brown roatelo), 1417 nucleotides. It is a transcript of the gene FAM81A, whose product is annotated as family with sequence similarity 81, member A. Lineage: Eukaryota; Metazoa; Chordata; Aves; Mesitornithiformes; Mesitornithidae. Bases 1 to 1149 code for a protein of 382 amino acids. The record is from RefSeq and is a predicted model, not a curated record. The transcript is spliced from 8 exons.